UCAGAUUAUUAAUAUUAUUAAUGUGAUUGGAAUGGAUUGUCUGGAUUUAAUUUAAUUUAAUAAAUAUAUAAAUGAUGAUUUUUCCACCGGUUCAUAAUCAACUUUAUUUUUGAACGCUUCAUACAAUUAAAUUGACACCAAAAAUGUACAAAUAUUUGCUGAUCAUAAUGUUACAGCUGACCGUUGAUAAUUGUUUGUCCAGAGUUGCUUGUUUAAAAAUUGAUGCUACAAAUAUAAAUCGAGCAAUGGACUUAGCAAUACUUGCAGCAAUUGAAAUGAAUCGACAACAAUUCAUCGAUUUAAGUAUCGAAGUUGAUGUGAAUAAUUUUCAUCACGAACAAUGUAUUUAUCAAUGUACUGCAUAUACAACGAGCAGUAGUCACAAUGGACAACAUUGUCAACGAAUUCAAUUUCCAUUGACAAUUGAAUUAGAUCAAUAUAAUGGUCUUGAUAAUGUAACAAUUUCAUUGGGACAUUUACGUUUAAUUGGCUGCAUUCAAAAUCAAUCAUCAUGAUUGAUCAUUCAAUAAUGUUUGUAUGAAAAACAAAAAUUUUUUAAAGCAAAUGAAAAAAUGAAUUUUCGCAUUUUGAAUUUUCAUCGAAAAAAGUACAAAACGAUUAUUUCACAGAUUUCACAGACACACAGAACAAAUACGUUAAGUUAUAAUUAAGUAAAAACGGUUUGAAGAAAAAUGGUGUGAAUUUUUGCUGUUAAACAUUAAACACUAGACAUUUUAACACCCAAUAAUUAUAACAACAACAAAAAGGUGAUGAUAAAACAUUUGAAUUUCAAGCCUAUCAUCAUCAUCAUCAUUUUUCUAUUUCUACCUGAUACAUAUAUUCAUCUUUUGGCUAGCUUGGUUGUCAUAAUCAUCUGCAAACGAUUAAACGAUCAUCAUCAUCAACAGGUCAUCUGUAGUUGUAAUGUGUCUAGCCACACACACUAUAGCUAGUCGUGUGUCGAUGGUUCGUUUUGUUUUGUUGUUGAGUGUACACACAAAAGAAAGAAGCUAAAGUGUCGAUUUUUUUCAAAAUUAAAUAAAUUGAUGAUGAUGACUGACACAAAUGAAAAA
Messenger RNA from Dermatophagoides farinae (American house dust mite), 1073 nucleotides. RefSeq lists its product as uncharacterized. The record is from RefSeq and is a predicted model, not a curated record. Lineage: Eukaryota; Metazoa; Arthropoda; Arachnida; Sarcoptiformes; Pyroglyphidae.